GACACUCACUCCGCACAGUCGCGCUGUAUAGUUGUUUCGAUUAGGACGUGUGGUUCGCUUAAGCGCACGGUAAGCAGAGACACUCGAGGGUCACCCGAACUUGUCAGGCAGUCUAAGCUGUUUGCAUUAAGCCACAGUCUAUUUUUGGCAUUUAAUUCCCAAUUCAUUUGGUAAACGCGUCGAAAUAAAGUCCACCUCUGACUGAACAUUGCAACCAGCCAAAAAUUUAACAUUCGUAGAAAGCAGUUUUAACUGCAUCUUGCAGUUUAGUCGAAGAGCUCAAGCGUGUGUGUCGGUGGUAAGGUAACUUUGCGUUAAAAAGAAAGUUUUCGCUAAAUAUAUAUACAAGCUUCAACAAACAAAAUAAAAACGUGCAAGUUUUGUUUUAUUUUGUUUCGCAUUUUCCUCUACGCGCUACAGACCAGCUCAUUCAGAGUUUUCCAAUAUGGAGGUGCCCGCGAUACCGUACGGGAAAUCUAAAUCAAACACCGAUCUUCGAUUCGAUCUCUUUGCAUUUUUGUCUAGCAAUCUUUUCCAUGGUAACUACAAAACGAACGGCGGUCAUUGCAGUCUCACGUGAAAAACUAAAAAACCGAACUAAAAAACGGUUGCCAAAAGGAAUGGAGGAAAACUAAGUGUUGUAAUCUGUAAACGUGUGUGUUAGCUAUGCAUCGUCGCGUUGGUUAAAGCCAAACGAAAGCUCGAAUAAUAGGGGCAGAAACUAAAUCUGCUUACAACAAUACAAACAUGUCCUAACAAAGUGAAGGCACAGCCACAAAGCCGCAGUCGCGGCAUAAGCAAGACACACCAUUAAGAAAAUUGUAACACAAGGCUCAAAAAAUCUAAAUUGAAAAAUUGCGACACUGCCUUCUUAGUUAUUUAGCAAUUGUAUUCAACAAAACAGAGGUUUUCUCAACGGUAACUGCCACCGUCAUUGGUGCGGUGGCUGCUGCUGCUGCUCCCCACGUCCCGCGCUGCCAACCUCUUUUUUUAUCCGAGCUUGGCUAUUGGUAUUUUAAAUUCUGUGAACUAACCCCAAAACGAAACUGAACCAACCACAUCAAGAAAAUUUACAGUUACAGUUACGACGACGCGCCAUACCUGCAAUAUGAAGUAUUCAACAAGUCGACUAAACAUUCUGUGCCUGCUGGGAUUGUGCCUACUGCUUUUUAAAACAGAACCCAUAGAGGCACAAAACAAAAGAACCUCACGCGUAACCAGCUCCCGCAGCUUCGGGACCAACGUCAAGACCGACAACUCCAAUGGCCCCAGCUUCGACUGCCCUGAGGAGUUCGGGUACUAUCCGCACCCAUCAGAUUGCACCCAAUACUACGUGUGCGUCUUUGGAGGAGCGCUGCUUGAAAGUUGCACUGGCGGGUUGAUGUACUCGCACGACCUACAGACCUGCGACUGGCCGCGAAACGUCGGCUGCGAGUUGGCGGACACAUCCUCCGAGCGCAACAUUGCACAAAGCCAGGUCCAGAGGCAAAGAGAACCCCAUGCACAGCACGUACCAAGCCGAAUACGCUUUGGAGCCGCUUUCAGCAGUCAGGGUGGCACACAGAAGACGGCCACGGUGCCGCCACAGUACCAUCGUUCUCCACCCCAGGUAAUACAGGCACAGGUGCAGAAUAUACCGCCUCCCCCACCGGAACUGCGAGUGUCACCAAACCCGGUAAUCACGUCGCGUGGUCAACCAAAACCGCUGAUCGACUCCCAGGAGGACAUUGCAAAGCUGUAUGCCGAUGCGCAGGAAUCGUUGCCGCCUGUGGAAGAAGAGGAGUCCGACCGUCAGCAGAGAGUGUAUCGAGGCCAACCCAGUACCGUUAGUCAAGUUCAACGCGAUCGCGAUGGUAUUAUUCACCAAGCUAGUAUCAAUUCUAUUCCUCAAACUGGAAAAAUCGGAUCUUACGCUUUUGGGACCGCCUAUAGCAAAAGCCUGCAGGACGACCAGACGCUCGAACUGUCCUACAACCGACUUGAUGAAAGUAGGCGACGCAAACGCCGCGACCUUAGUGCCCAGCCGACAAAAGUUACAGAAGAAAAAUAUCACAACGACACAAAUUGUUCAAGGGAAGUGUUGGAGCAUGCUAGCCCUACCGAGCUUUCUGUUUCUACUGAGACUUCAAAAACUUCACAAGAACGCUUAAACGAUGGUGCGCCGGCAAAUGGUAGGAUGCGUAAAUACUCUUCAAAAAUACGUCAGCUAAAAAGCGAGAACGCAAUGGAAUUCGACUACAAAGAAAUUCCUGGCGAAGACAGCCAGUUAAUGGAUGGAUAUGAAGACGAGGAUGAUGUGGCCACGGGUGAGUCGAAGAGACGACCACGCCAGCUGCGACCUAUUUCACAUACAUCACUGAAGUGGCCGGUACAAAACUACCGCGCCAUUGACUCACCCGCCCUCCCGCAGGUUUCUCAGCAAACGGGAUACAGCUUUGGAAGUUAUAAUCCAUACCUCACACCUCCCAAUACCAAUCCUGUCCACAAUCAACAGCCGCACGGCAACCCUAACUACAAUCAUCUACCCGGAUACCACUCAUACGUGCAUCAGCAACAUCAAUUGGCUUCUGCUGGGCCACUCUCUCAGAAAAAGCACAAAUUGCCUUAUACCGGAUACAAUCUUUCGUUGCCCCCACCGCCGCUGGAGGAUGACUUUCGUCCCAUAGCUGGUAGCUACUACGAAGCUGCCGGUGCAGCUCAAACUAGUCCUCCUUCGCCCAACAGCAAACAGCACCAUUCUAACGCUGGCGACCUGCUCCCUUUUCUGAUACAACAGUUGAAGGAGCUAAAAGAACAGCGCAAGCACCUUCAGAGUGAUAACUAUGCGUACUUCCGUCUGGACAAUCAGCCAAUGAGUCCGGUACCCACUCACGCAGUCACACCCGUACCUACAAUUAGCACCACUUACUACUCCCCAGUAGACGCGUCCAAGCUCUCACAACAGGUUACACCAAAUGGUCAAUACAGCACAAUGGGCGGAUUCUACAACAACCAAAAACCGGGUAAAGCCUCCUUUAAUCCCAACUAUCCCGGGAAGUUGGUAUCCCAGUAUAGUAUCGCCUCUAACGGACAUGAUAGCACGACGGAGAGCAACUACUUUCAGUACAACAUUGUUGCUAACCAGAAAAUGAAGGGUGUCUUUAGCACAGCUCCUCCAAACCAGAUCGGUCAUUCUGCAGUUAAAGUUCGGCCCCCAGUCACGCCGCUUCAGGUGACUCAGAGUAUUAACGUGGUAUCUGCCCCAAAUUUGACCUACAAAAUACCUAAUGGUCUGCAGCAAGCCCCAUUUGCUCUUCUUCCCGAAGGCAUUAGUUACGCCAGCAACAGCACCAUUCCAGAAUCCUACCAAACUUUCACUAAAUCUGUCAGCACAUCAGCAACAGUGCUUUCCGAUGUGCCUACUACAACGCCUAAGUCAAAACUGACAAACUUUCAGUUUAACAUCAACGAGUUCAUGGCCAAUCUUAAGGAAAGCGAUUUGUCCAGUGUCAACCCGGCUGUUAAUCCGUUGAUAAAAUAUUUCAAAGAGCUUAGUACUGACAAUAACGGAAAUAUAAAUUUACACAAUCCGCUGGUUAAUCGUCGCCCCGUAACUGGGAGUACCAGCACCUUGAACAGCACAGCUACGACCACCCAGGUAGACAUCACGCCGAACACACCAGCGUACAAAAAACGCAUAAAACCCGAUCCGACACUUCCCACGCAGAGCACUCCGACUCCCAUAAGGAUACUGAAAGGCUACGAACAUUUUAUUAAGGGCAUACAGAAUCAACUCAACUCGCGGAACUCUAGCCAAAGCACUGUCUACAACACAUCAACCACUUUAAUACGAAUGCCAACCACCACGACCAUCAAGAGUGUCGAUUAUUAUGACGAGGAUUACGAAGAGGAUGAAGACAUAUUGCCUCCGUCUCAAAUGCCCCCUUAUAUGCCAGUGUCCGAGACCAUGGCCCCUCCCCGCCGACAUUUAGCUACAGCAAGGCCCAAUACUGAAUCGCCAGGAAAAGGUCCAGCCAGUUUCCAGACGGGUUUUCUGGAGGCAACAACAACUCGACGUCCGUUUCCCACCUUCACCCAGGUGAAUCAAGCCGGUGCUGAAGCCGACGUGCCCUCAUUCAUUAGCUUUCCUAGUGACAUCUUCCAAGAACUAAAGCAGCGGCUGCCCAAGCUCCCGGAACCAAAUGCCCCACAAUCCAGUACCAAAGUAUUCACAACUCCACGCAGUGUGCGCCCAACCUCCCAUCCAAGGCCUAUCUCCUCCAGUACAGAACAGCAGUCAACUCGCGUGCGUUAUACAACUAUCCGACCACGCAUAAGAGGACAACAAAAAUGGAAGACGACGUCACCAGUCCAAGAACAAAAGGAAAUAAAUAGUCAUACCGAAAACAGUGCCGUUGUCUUAAACUCAAGCAAGCAGAGCAACCCGGGCGGCCUUCCACUAAACUCAAUACAUGCCGGCUCAAGCCCAGAAAGACACAGAGUUGAGUCGCCUUCACCGUCAUCGCUAGGGACACCGCAACCCGCUAAUAUAUUUGUACAGCCCACGCCAGCAGCCCCGCCGCAACAGUCAGAGCCCAAUCGUAACUACUACAAUGCAUCUACAUUUAAUCAUGGGGGCAGCUACCAACCACAGCAGCAACACCAACAACAACAGUUACAACCAACACCAUUCCAACAAGCGCAACCACAAGAACAACAUCAGCAGCAGGCACAAGCCCCAACACAUUCAUAUGACACAUCCUAUUAUUCGGUUUACGACGACGAUAUCGAUUUAUAUAGGGAUCUAGAGUACCAUCAGCAACAGUCACAGGAGCAGCAGAAACCACCUACGCCGCAGUAUCAGUCGGCAGUUCGCCAACAGCAGGCCCACCCAACCUACCGUCCCUUAGAGCUCCCCGCCACUCCGAAGCCCCCCCCUUACGAAAACCAGCCAGCGUACAAUACAGACUACGAUGAGGAUAUUAAUGGUCAGAUUGAACAGGAUAAUGCGUACGAUCAGCCAACACGUUCUCCUCAAAGGGCAGAACAUGUGGCCAUACAAAAACUGGAUACCCGAGCCAGCCACUCGAGCACUGUCACUCUAACAACGACAGCAUCCCCACCGGAAGUACUCACAUACUACGAAACGUUGACCACACCCUAUGCUCCGAAGCGCGGGUCUAGCGACUACGCCUAUGGGUCGGCAGAAGACAAUGACCAGAGGGAUCGUUUACUAACCGAAGUCAAGUCUAGGCCCCAUACCGGUAGCGAAGACUUUGACCUAAUUGCCAAUGUUGUGGGUCAUACCGACAAGAACACCGCGACUCCACCAACACGAUCGCAAAAAACGAAAUCGACACCGCCACAUAACGGAAGCCAGAAGCCAGGAAGGAGUUCCAACACCACAACACAUGCUGUUACGUUCACGCAGUCCUCAACAAUAACAACCACAUCCACAUUUCCUCCAACGACAACAAAAAAACUUACAAGCUCGAAAGCGCAUGCAAAUAAGCCAUAUAAACAACAUAUUCCCGAGUCAAAAACAACCACAAAAGCUUCCAGUACCUCUCACACGACCGCGACCAGCUCCACACCUUUUCCUAAUCACCUUACUUAUAAUUCAAAUCCUUUUCUCCAAUCAAAACUACAACAAGUUGCUAAGUCGUUGGCAAGAGUAGUGCAAAGCAGUCAGCCUAGGAUAAAUUUCACUGGUUACCCACAAGCUCAAAACCUUUCAAACUCGCCCCAACAGUCCACAAGUUCGGAAUCAGUUCCAGACCAAGAUUCAGCUCGAAUUACUUCCCUAAUUCCCCCGCCCACCACCACGCAAAGGCCCCUGGUAAAGGACAACUCCGGUAAUAGCAGCCCGGACAACGUUGAAAGUGCCUUUGAAAAGAGUCAUACAAUUAAUCAGACGGUUGAUCCGCCGAAGAGUCGCUCCUUUGAAACCACUACAUCGUCAAAGUUCCUAGAUUUUAUUAAUGCCGCAGCGUAUGGUACAAGCCCGAGUGGCAUUCGGCUGAAUGAAGUGCCAGAUAAUCUUGUUAACAGGGAUAUUCCUUUUCGAGAAAAUGACAACGCGUUCGAUUCCAGCUCACGGAACACAGAACCACAGCCCAAACGUUUUCAGAAAUACGUAGAUUCUGAUGUACCUCCACAAAGUUUCAAAGUUCCCACAAAGGGUGUAAUGAGAGCACCAACAGAAGAAAUGGAAAGCACAAGCACAAAUCGACCAAGUAAGCCCCUACAAUAUAGUCUUCAAAGUGGAUCAAAAGGUUUUAGCUUGCAUAUGGAGCCAAUGAUCACAAAGACGAAGAGUUUUUCCACCAGCACAACCACAACAAGCCCAACAACACUGGCUGACUUAUUUCAGAAGUUCGUCGACAUCAAACCUACAACAUACGCUCCACCACUUCUCGUUUGGCGUAGUGGAAGGCCCAUCAUUCAACAAGCACAUCAUAGACCAACAGUCGCAACUUUCAGCACAUCUACUAGUGUUACCGAAACUACAUCUCCUCCUACAACUUCUAAAAAUGUAGCUGAGUCUAGCAGCACUACCAGAGACAUUACAACAUCAAAAUCUGCGGCGCAGCCUAGCCGAGAACAGGAUUUUCUACCAAGAGCGGGUUAUUUGCCCCGUUCCAAUUAUUUUAGGGAAAGUCCAAAUCGAGUAACAGCCAACCCUGCUAUGCAUUUUGUCUCACCGUACAAGAGCCUAGAGAACUUGCUUCAUGAAGAUCGUCAGCACCACCAUCAUCAACUACGGACCACAACUAGACCCCGGUACACAAACGCUCCUGCCUUUUCGGAGUUCCUCCAGACUACGGCAAAGUCACGAAAGAAUCUUUUUAUGAUGGCGUCUGUUAGAAACUCUAGUAAAGAUGUUUUGGCCACGAUGGAGACAGGAAACGCACGCAACUUUAGUGUCAGCGACGCUAUACUAAGCACAUUCAGUCCUCACCGUCCUGCUCCAAGUAUGCUGCGAACCACUACCACGACUACAACAACUACUACCAUGAAACCACCUCCUAUAGAAAUUACGUCGACUGAAGAUUCAACAACCGUUUCUGCCAUAAUCGCUUCCUCUGCCAUCCACAUAUCACAGUCCCCAAAGCCUGCCCGUGGGCGCUCUCGAUACACGGCGGCCACUUUAAACAGUCUCGGGGACAGCGGGGACGAGCCCACGACUUAUGCACCCAAGCUUAGAUUGCUCGGAGGAUAUGAUCCCAUUCCGCUGCCUAAAACCAAGCCCCAACGAGUACAAGUGAUCGGCAAUCAGAGGUCUUUGUUAGGUGGGCCAACAGCUAAGCCACAUGAAAAGUACAGGGCAUUAGAGGACACAUUUCAAGCCAAAGAUCUCUCCAUUGGCUCCAAAAAUUUACUAAGCAAGUCGCUUAAACAUAAACCAAUCGAAAAUGAAGCCAGCGUUUCGGACGAGCCAAGAGCCGAGGCUUUAAUAAGCAAGCCUUUGGAGGACAGGCAACUAAAUGGCAUUAACGAAAAAGAAACUGCAAUAGAUUACAGCUCCACCGAACACGUGGUGGCAAUAACAGAACGUCCAACUGUCAAGUUCCUUUACUCUAACAAAUACCGACAGCAAACGGCGGAGCACACACUAGCAGAUAGUCUUCAAAACUCCGGCUACAUAACAUCGCCUAACGGAUCGUCACAGAAGUUCAGAUCCCCCAACGUCCUUGAGCAACUGAGGCAAUUUCUUUCCGGCAGUGACAGCAACAGCAAUAGCGAUGAGAGUGGGAAUUCCCAAUUCGUUAAUGAGUAUUCACUCCCCGAAUUAAGGUCCGCUAUCGGUGAAAUCAAGAAACUGUACUUACCCACCGACCGGCCAGUAACGACCACUUUAAAAUCUAGCACGACGACGUUGCAUCCUAAUACCACGCCUAUUGCCACACUAUUUCCAAUCCGAACCAAGGGACUAUCCGUUUUACCGUCUUUUAACAUCGUGACCACUAAUUCCACUUUAACAGAAAGAACUACGUCAAGCACUCCUGAUUUUAGUACCCCUAGAACCCUCAAAACCCCUCCAGUUUCUCUAACUACCGUCCCCACUAUUCCCACUGGUACAGCUACACCCUCCUCAUUUGCACCGCACACUGCGCGCGCUUCGAGGGUGAAUAAUGAUAUUAAGUCGUCGAUUGCUGCCGCUGCCCUAGGCCCUAGCACCUCAACCUAUCAGCCAUCAGUGUCAGCGGGUAAAACCCAAAAGUUCCAAAUCGGCUUCGCUACCAACAAUAAAAAUCACCAACUCCAAAAAAGCAGCAUCAACCAUAAUGGCCCCGCAUCCUCAGCCUCCGUGAAGUGCUCCGAUAGCACACUAAACGCCAAAUGCAACGAAAUCUCUUCAAGAAACAACAACAGGAACCGGGGCAGUGCCAUGUACAGUAAUCAGGAUCGAGACUUAAUAUCCACUCCCAACCGCGGAACUCAUCCUCCACGAACGCGGCCAACGCUUAAGCCAUCGGGAAUAAUUGUAUCAAAGGCUCAAGAGUUUGUGGAUAUAUACCGUUACCCACCGUCCCGCCCUGACCCAAUUUACCCACAGCCUACGCCAGAUAAAACGGCAGCCAAAUGCCGAAAGGACGUAUGCCUUUUGCCUGACUGCUAUUGCGGAGGAAAGGAUAUUCCUGGCGAGCUACCUGCUGAAAGCAUUCCUCAGAUCGUUCUCUUGACCUUUGACGAUUCCGUUAAUGACCUAAACAAGCAGUUGUACACGGAUCUUUUUGAGAAAGGUCGCGUCAAUCCAAACGGCUGUCCCAUCACAGCCACUUUUUACGUUUCCCACGAGUGGACUGACUACAGUCAAGUGCAGAAUCUUUACGCCGAUGGACAUGAAAUGGCUUCGCAUACAGUUUCUCACAGCUUUGGCGAGCAGUUCUCCCAGAAGAAGUGGACUCGUGAAAUUGCCGGACAGCGUGAGAUCCUUGCUGCGUAUGGCGGUGUCAAGAUGUCGGAUGUUCGAGGCAUGCGUGCUCCUUUCCUGUCGGUGGGCGGAAACAAAAUGUACAAAAUGCUGUACGACUCAAACUUCACUUACGACUCUUCCAUGCCUGUCUACGAGAACCGACCACCCUCCUGGCCCUACACGCUCGACUACAAGAUAUUCCACGACUGCAUGAUUCCGCCUUGCCCGACCCGUUCUUAUCCUGGGGUUUGGCAGGUACCCAUGGUCAUGUGGCAGGACCUUAACGGAGGCCGCUGUUCUAUGGGCGAUGCCUGUUCCAACCCCAGUGAUGCAGAUGGAGUGACAAAAAUGAUUAUGAAGAACUUUGAACGUCAUUACACUACAAACAGAGCACCAUUUGGCUUGUUUUACCACGCUGCAUGGUUUACCCAGCCCCAUCACAAAGAGGGCUUUAUUAAAUUUCUCGAUGCCAUCAAUGCAAUGCAAGAUGUGUGGAUUAUAACCAACUGGCAAGCACUACAAUGGGUGCGAGACCCUACACCGAUAUCACGCAUCAACUCAUUCCAACCAUUUCAGUGCGAUUAUUCGGAUCGGCCCAAACGCUGCAACAACCCAAAAGUGUGUAAUUUGUGGCACAAAUCCGGCGUCCGGUACAUGAAAACGUGUCAGCCAUGCCCCGACAUUUACCCCUGGACUGGAAAAUCUGGAAUCCGAUCUUCCCGAAUCGAUAAUGAAGUUGAAGAGCCGGCGGCGUAAGACUGGAAAUCGAUAGUCUCGCGUUGACCAUUUGCGGAUGGACCAUCAAUAGGCAAUAGGGAGACCUGACAAUCCAAGAUACUGAAAUAUAAAAGCGCUAAACAUUUGAGCUCAAAAUACGGAGUUCACUCGUUAAAAUGUUUUCUAACAAUUUCAUAAUUUUAGCAAAUUCUUUAAAAGGAGCCUAGUUAAAUUUUUGCAGCAUGUUAAUACAAAUUAUUUAUUCCCUUUUGCACACUCCAUACCAUUCUGUAUAUUCCUAUAGAUAUUUACGAUACAUUGAUUAUUCUCCAAGUUGCACACGCAAUCGCUGCACGACCCUUGUAAACGUAAAUCAAUUAGGCAUAGAACCGUAUUCUAAUAAGUACUAAUAAAAGGCGUAAUUGAUGCACCGAGUCUUUGAAAAUAAUAAAAUUACAAGUAUGAUUUGGAUGCAUCAAGUCCACAAACCAAGAGCGCAUUUAGGUAUUAGGCUAAUUUAAUUUUUUGUUUACAUGUGAUAAAGAGAUACAGCUGAAUUUAUGUAUUAUUAGAUUGGCACAAGCCUUCCCUUUCACCACUUAAA
Molecule: messenger RNA, 10220 nt
Organism: Drosophila mauritiana
Lineage: Eukaryota; Metazoa; Arthropoda; Insecta; Diptera; Drosophilidae
Gene: Cda5
Product: mucin-5AC
Exons: 14
Coding region: 1109-9655 (2848 amino acids)
Biological process (GO): carbohydrate metabolic process
Cellular component (GO): extracellular region
Molecular function (GO): hydrolase activity, acting on carbon-nitrogen (but not peptide) bonds; chitin binding
Source: RefSeq, a predicted model, not a curated record